This is a messenger RNA of Fomitopsis serialis, 297 nucleotides long. RefSeq lists its product as uncharacterized. Bases 1 to 297 code for a protein of 98 amino acids. The transcript has 2 exons. The record is from RefSeq and is a predicted model, not a curated record. Lineage: Eukaryota; Fungi; Basidiomycota; Agaricomycetes; Polyporales; Fomitopsidaceae.
AUGCUUGCAGAGGUGCGCGUGCCGCUCAAACAGGCGGACAAUUCUGAGGAUGGGUACUGGGCGGAUGCAAAAGAAGUGUCGGACGAGCUGCAGGCGGGACCAUCGAGGAUAGACGGUCGCGGAAAAAUAUAUGCCAUGCGAGGUCAUUACCGCCAGUACUUUGUGCGGAUCACUCCCGAGAGCGGUCUGGAGUAUACUUCUGCGAACUUGAAGGUAUCCCAAGAGCGGACACUCGAGCUUUACGUCGAAGACGUUAGUGAUAUGUUUCGUUCCGUGGCCGUCCUCAAUACUGACUGA